UUUAAUAUUAUAAAGUUUAGUAUAAUAAGCAUCGAUUUUCUAUCAAUGAUUGCAUAUUGCUCGUGUAUGUUGCUUCAAAUUUUUCUAUACACAUUUUAUGGAAAUAAAUUGAUAGAGAAGAGUCAAUCAGUAGCAGACGCUGUAUAUAAUAGUGAUUGGUUAAAUGUUGAUUCUGCUCAAAGAAGAGAAUUGAAAUUCAUAAUGCAAAUUAGCUCUAAAGGAACUAUUUUGUCACAUCAUGGACAGUGUAUAUUAAAUUUAAAUACUUUUGUUUGGAUUGUUAAAGCAUCCUACACAGCAUUGAGUGUAUUAAGAAAUGGAACAAGUGCAUAAAAAAAUGUCUUUAAUACAUUUACUAAAAAAAAAUGUUA
Leptopilina boulardi is the source of this 371-nucleotide messenger RNA. RefSeq names its product putative odorant receptor 71a. NCBI's taxonomy places the organism in Eukaryota, Metazoa, Arthropoda, Insecta, Hymenoptera, Figitidae. Gene Ontology annotation, molecular function: odorant binding; olfactory receptor activity. Gene Ontology annotation, biological process: sensory perception of smell; detection of chemical stimulus involved in sensory perception of smell. The transcript is spliced from 3 exons. The record is from RefSeq and is a predicted model, not a curated record. The coding region runs from base 46 to 333 and encodes 95 amino acids. Gene Ontology annotation, cellular component: plasma membrane.